Molecule: messenger RNA, 2134 nt
Organism: Acromyrmex echinatior (Panamanian leafcutter ant)
Lineage: Eukaryota; Metazoa; Arthropoda; Insecta; Hymenoptera; Formicidae
Molecular function (GO): nucleic acid binding; zinc ion binding
Source: RefSeq, a predicted model, not a curated record
UUAUAUAUUGUAGAACCAUUAAACGUGAUCUCGCAAGAAGAAGAUGAUUCAUUAAUAAUUUAGAACGUAAUUUAGAACGUUUUAACAACUGAGACUUUACUGUGUGGACUAACAUCAAGAUUAAUAUAAAAAAAUUGGACAAAUAUACUUGGUGAUAAAUGUGACGAUGUGGAAUAUUUUAUGAAUGAACUUCCGUGGCUGCUGAGAGCAAAAAGUAUCGAAUUGAAAAUAUCGAAGAAUUCGAGGACAAUGUUCCCAUGUGUGUGUGUGUGUAUACAUGAAUACACAUUCCGGUAACAUAUGCAGAGAGAUACGUUCAACAUGUGCGUAAAAGCGCGUAAAAGCGAUCCCCGUAAAAGUUAAGCACUCAUUUUGAAGAACCCAUUCGAAAGAAGAUGGCACUUUUCCGAGAACUGUUACAUCGAGAGAACGACUGACGUGAAGUGACCCAACGAAAUUUUAUAAUAAAAUUCUAAAAAGAAUAAAAAGAGAAACUUGGAGCAUUUCCGAAGUUGCAGUGCAAUGAAAUUAUAAUAUUUUCACUUCUUGGAUGCCUUCCUCAUCGAAUAUCUCCGGUUUCAUGGUAGUAUCCUCGAAACAUCAAUGAUUCUCGUAAACGAUAAUGAUAUUUCAAGUGAAUGAUAUUUUAUGAAAAUUUGUAAUACUAGUUCUAAAGUUGGAAGCCAUUCGUGCUAAUCGUUAGUGGUUGUCGCAUUAUCGAUCACAGUAAAAUAUUAAGGAAUAUUAAAAAUAUUAGCAUAGUUUUCGAUGAAAAUUAAAUGAAAGUCACUCGGAUUCAAGGGCAAGGAAAUGAUAAACGAUUACCGAAGAAAAUUGUCGUUGAGGGCACGAGACGACGACGACAUCCGGAACUGAUAAACUUACCGAGUCGAUUAGAUAAAAAUAUGGCCGCUUGCCAUUCGACACCUGCGGUGCAACGCCUGCAGUUGCAGGAGUCAACUCGGAUCGGUUACGGUGCGAUCAACAACAUAAGUGCUUCGAGUCAAAAGACUCUUCAGCAAUCGACCUACCCGCCUCUAUUCAAUUGGUUCUACCUGGCCAUUACUGAACAAAACCCGUCGCAACCACCCGAUCAGAGCAAGCUACUUCCUGCGAUCUGGAGCAAUUUUCCCGGUACGACGUCGCAGACUUAUUCACAUCAAAACGCGUUGAAUCAGUCUGGAUCCGUCAGACCCAUGAGAGAUAGCGGGACGGAAAGUAUCGCGGAUUUAGCGGUACACUUUAACGAGUUAACAGUAGGCGACCGGAAACCGGCGAAGAAACCGCCGUCAACGUACCUGUGUCAUUUGUGCUUCAAGAAAGGACACUACAUCAAGGAUUGUCCACAGGCACGGCCGAAGGGCGAGGGUCUGACGCCGUAUCAGGGUAAGAAGCGGUGCUUUGGUGAAUACAAAUGUCCCAAGUGCAAGCGCAAAUGGAUGUCGGGCAACAGCUGGGCCAAUAUGGGCCAGGAAUGCAUUAAGUGUCACAUAAACGUGUAUCCUCACAAACAGAGGCCGUUGGAAAAACCCGAUGGUUUAGACGUAUCCGACCAGAGCAAGGUACAUCCUCAGCAUCUCUGCGAGAAAUGUAAGACGUUGGGUUAUUAUUGUAGACGAAGCGCUAUAAUAACUUAACGAAUUCCGUCCAAUUCAUCUCGCUGAUUCAAUUAAUUGCAAGAAAGGGAGGGUUUAAUGAUGAACUAAUGAAAGACAGUUCGAUACACUGGAACGCAUCGAUACGCAUCGAUGUGAAUCUUAUAGAUAGAGCGUCCAUUUCUGUUCGCGAGAUUAAAUCGAGAGAGUAAAAGAGAAAUAAAAUGAUAUAUUUUUAUGUAUUUUUACAGUUAGAAUUUGUUUUAUUGCAUGGUUUUUGACGACCAAAGACGUGGCGUUUAAUCGCAGCUUUAUAUUUAUAUAUUGAAUUAUAAAUAUAUAUUGAAUAAAUAUAUUAUCUAUAUACGAACAUAAAAUGCACACUCAAGUGAGCAACAGAAUUUUUUGAUUUUUAAUAUUAUUUUGAUAGUUCAAGUAUCCACGCGGAAAAAAGCGUGUGUUGUUCGAGUAAAAAAAAUGAGGGCAUUGUUCUCAGGGAUAUAAUAAAAUGUUCUGACCCUAAGAGCUAAGAAUAAACA